CAUGUGGCCAUCAAGUAGAAAGAUAAUCAUGAUAGUUCCUGCCAUGGACCAUGAUCUCUUCUUCCUAUGCUCUGCUGUGAUCUUGUCUCUCUUGGCCAUUACCUUCUUUCACCUACUGAAGCCGUCUCCGCGGCUUCCGCCGGGGCCACGGAACCUCCCGGUGAUCGGGAGCGCACACCGGCUGGUGGACAAGCUGCCGCACAGGGCGCUGCGCGACCUGGCCGACGUGCAUGGCCCGCUGAUGAGCCUCCGCGUUGGUCAGAUACCGGUUGUGGUGGUCACGUCCAAGGAGGUCGCCCGCGAAGUGCUCAAGACCCACGACGCCAUCUUCGCAACCAGACCAAAGCUCAUGGCCGGCGGCAUCGUGGCCUACAACUGGGAGGACAUACUCUUCUCCCCGACUGGCGACUACUGGCGGAAGCUCCGCAGGCUCUGCAACCAGGAGAUCCUCAGCGCCGAUCGCAUCCUCUCCUAUCAGCAUAUCAGGGAGGAAGAGGUGCUGAACCUCAUAAAUGAUAUCCGUGCUGCUGGGGGAUCAACACCAUUGGACUUAACCUCAAAGCUCCACAGGGUAACCAACAGCAUCGUCUCCCGGGCGGCAUUUGGUAUGAAGAGUAGCAAGGUGGAUGACUUUCUAGCAGCCAUCCAUCAGAGCUUCAUCUAUUGCUCUGGCUUCCAAAUCCCAGACCUCUUCCCUAGCUUCACCAGUAUUCUCAGCUUUCUCACUGGCAUGGGGAGGAACCUCCAAAGCAUUCAUGAAACAAUAGAUGGCAUCCUUGAGGACAUCAUCAGCGAGAGAGAAGAAAUUCUCAAGCACGGCUCGGCCAACCAAGCGACCGCAACAGAGAAGAAUCUGGUGGAAGUUCUUCUGAGCCUCCAGGGGAAUGGAGACUUUGGCUUCCCGAUUACCCGUAACACAAUUAAAGCAAUCAUCUUGGAUAUGUUUGCUGGUGGGACAGAUACAUCUGGAUCUGCAAUGGAAUGGACAAUGUCAGAGCUCAUCAUGAAUCCUAAGGUGAUGAAGAAGCUGCAAACCGAGAUCAGAUCGGCAUUCCAUGACAAGAAAAUCAUUACCGAAGCUGAUCUCCGAGGAAGUGACCUCAAAUACCUUAAAUUUGUGAUAAAGGAAACUCUUAGGCUACACCCUCCAGGCCCUAUUCUGGUCCCACGAGAAAGCAUUGAAGCUUGUGUGAUCAAUGGAUACACAAUACCAGCAAAAACAAGAGUAAUUAUAAAUUCCUGGGCCAUCUCAAGGGACCCACGAUACUGGGAAAAUGCUGAGGAGUUCAAGCCAGAGAGGUUUGAAGGUGCUUCCAUUGACUUUUUUGGAAACAAUUACGAGUACACACCAUUUGGAUCAGGAAGAAGAAUGUGCCCUGGAUAUAACUAUGGCUUGGCGAGCAUGGAGUUGACUCUGGCACAACUCCUGCACUCAUUUGACUGGAGCCUUCCAAAUGGAAUCAAUGAAGUAGACAUGAGUGAGGUAGUGUCGUUAAGUUUGCGUAGGAAGGCACAUCUUUUGGUGCUUGCAACCCCUUAUGCAUUUGAUUCCUAAGAAAUAGUAAUCAUGCACGUAUGAAUGAACCCUUGCGGGAGAGCUCGCCGUCAGAUGGCUAAGCAACUGAGGGGUGCAGACAUACUACUACAGUUUAAGGUCAUGAUAUCAGUCAUUUGUCUUUAAUAAUGUUUGGGGUAGUAAAAAGGUCAUAAUGAUGCGUGAGCAUAGUUCGUCAUAUGGAUGAUAUAUGUACUAUGAUGAGUAACAGCCAACAAGUGUAGUUGGCAGGUGGGCACGGUGCAUGCGAGUUGUUACUUGGUAGAUGGGUUAUCUGUACAUCUGUGCAUUAUGCAAGGUUGAAACGUGGAUAUGAUGAUUAUGUUUGUUAA
This is a messenger RNA of Setaria italica (foxtail millet), 1887 nucleotides long. Its product is annotated as premnaspirodiene oxygenase. NCBI's taxonomy places the organism in Eukaryota, Viridiplantae, Streptophyta, Magnoliopsida, Poales, Poaceae. The record is from RefSeq and is a predicted model, not a curated record. Gene Ontology annotation, molecular function: oxidoreductase activity, acting on paired donors, with incorporation or reduction of molecular oxygen; monooxygenase activity; heme binding. Bases 2 to 1555 code for a protein of 517 amino acids. The transcript has 3 exons.